Molecule: messenger RNA, 8030 nt
Organism: Dermacentor albipictus
Lineage: Eukaryota; Metazoa; Arthropoda; Arachnida; Ixodida; Ixodidae
Source: RefSeq, a predicted model, not a curated record
AUGACUAAACCGCUGUCCGCAUUGUCGCUGAUUAUUUUUCUGUUAAGUGCAUGCACUUACACAAAACUCGCACAUUUAAUUAUCUAAACACGAAGCGUGGUUGGUCAGGAGCUGCGCGUUAACUUUGGCUGUAGAGCGCUAGUUCGAGCGAGCAACGCUGUCACGCCACGACAGGAAGUUUUUGUUUUGCUGUGUGCGUGCGUUUCGCUCUUUCAACCUGUCCCUUCAAAUACCCUUUUUUUUCCCAAACGAGAUAAUGUUGUCUGAGGAAAAUACGCUACACUUUCGGCGUAAAUAGUGUAGCGACUCCCGACAAUUUAGCACCACCUAAAUUUUGUUCCUGGGUCACCAUUAAGAUCUUGAGCAGUCGAUGCGCGCAGCUUUAGCUUCCGUUUGCACCUCUGAAGUCGGCUUUCCCGCAAAGUCAUGGCAGGCAGAGGGAAUGAAUUUGACACAUGUUCUAGUGGCGAAUGCGGCGCGUAGAACAAUGCCGACACGCUAAGUAAGCUCGUGAAAAACAACUUCGCGGAGAUGUUUCAGUUGUUCGAAACGACGCGACUGCUGUCCCUGCCGUCAGCUCGCCGUCAUGACGGUGUUCGGGCAUCGGUGGUUUUAUCAACGUUUGCCGAGAACGCCGACUGGCAGAUCUUGGUCCUUGUCUGCAGCAGUGGGCAUGUGGUCCUGUACCUGCGGCACUUACAUGACCCCCGCCCUCGCUUCUGGAGCCUGCCGUGGUCAACACCGCGAAGGCCGCAUCCAUUUGGCGACGUGGUGGCGUUGUGCAUGGACCCUUUGGGCACCAAGGUUGUUCUCGCCACCGCUGGUAGCGCACUGCUUGUCUGGAACAUCGUGCCCUUUCUGGAGGAAAACACGUGUAGCUCCAACAGAAAUGUGGUGGACGACGCACAAUCGAUUCGUCUCACGAGAGACCGAGGAAUGCCUACGUGCGUCUGCUGGUGGCAGACUUUGAAGGGAGUCCCAGUGGCUGUUGUUGGCACGGAGCUGGGAGAACUGCGCUUUGUAGACCUGCAGGGAAGGGGUCAGCUGGCUUCCACAGCCAUUGGCCAUGCCAUUGUGGAUGUGCACGUCAUCAGCGCAGUUCGCAACAUCACACACCUACUUGUGACUGACGUUGACCGGCAGCACUGGCACCUGCUUCUGGAGGACAAAGGAAGUGGUCAUGACUGGCUCCGGAUAGGUCACUCACCGGUGUCCACCACUGUUGGUGCGGCCCCCACUGGUGCUGCCACAUCUGAGUGGCGGCUGUGGUCAUCAGCGGACCGUGAAGAUUCCCCAGCAGGGCAAGACAAGAGUCCUCCCCAGCAACCUCGGCGCGUGUCCAAGCUUGGCCGGGACACGCUUGUGGACAAGCAGACAGUCCAGGGUCGCCAGUGCCUGCUUGUGCUGGACGCAGCCUCGGGCCAACUUGAGCUCUAUGAUGGUGGGGAUGUGGCCCGGCGUGCAUCAUGCCUGUAUAGUGUGCCUGUGACGGGUGCACGCCAUGUGGUGCUGACAGACCAAUUGCUCAUUGUGGCUGCUGCUGGUGAGACCGGAUCGCCCGACACCCAGCUACACCUGUUCUCCAAAAGUGCCCUUGAUUUUGCCAGCAUCACCACAAAGAAGAAAGAGUGCAUUGACCCCACCCUGCAGAGGUUCGUCAUUAAAGAGCCUGCUCUGGCCAUUUACCGUUGCUCAAGGCCUUGCCACCAGUCGCAGACAGCAGCAACAGCUGGAACUGAUGCUGCAACUGAAGACGUUAAGGGUACUGAUGAGGUGCCACUGACUUCUGAGACCUUUCUGGAUGGCUGCUUGGUGGUGACGCGAUAUGGCGUCUACGCCUGCAAGUCCAAGUGUUCAGCGGAGCGCCUGUUCCUGGGCUUCACGGGUUCCCCCUCAACGCUACCCUUGGCAGAGCACCUGGGUGCCCUGCUGAACCUAGACAUGUUCUCCCUGUACGAGGCAGCAGCGGAGGCACAGCUCGUGCGCGGACAAUUUCCCCAGGCCGUGCGCCUCUACCAGUUGUCCAAGUGUCCUCAGCUGAAAAGGGUGGCCCACUUUGCGAGCCGGGGCUUCCUCUCGGAGCUGCUGGCCUACGUGCAAGUGCUGUUUGGCACGAGGGCCUCGGAGAUCCCCGUGCCCGACCGGGUUCACUUUGCCAACGUGGCUGCCCUGGGGUUCGUGCAGCAGGUGCUGAGCAAGCGCCAUGGCACGGCUGACCGCGAUGCCGUCCUCCAGGCAUUCAGGGAGUUCCUGCGGGAAAACCUGUACUACGAUGCGUCGGUUGUGAUGCGGAUGCUCUCGGAGCAACGCCUCUACGAGCUGCUCUACCACUGUGCGCAGCUGCGUGGUCAGCGGCGUCUGAUGGUGGAGCAGCUGGCGCACUUUGACCCUAGCCUGGCCCUGGACUCGACCACGUGCGCUACUCUUGCCAGCCGAGGUUACGGACACCUCCUCCAGCAGGCCACCCAUGAAUACUUCCCGGUGUGUGUGACGGACCCUGACCUUCUGUUGCCCCUCUCGUGUGACCUGUCGCUACUGGGCACACAUUUGCGGUUGCUGGCUGACUUGUUGCCGCGACUGGAACCCGGCCUGGUGCAGCGGGUGGCCAGGAUGUACGACGCAUCACGGCCAGGUCCGGCCCUGGCCCUGCGACGGGUCCUUCUUGCAUCUUCAAGGCAGGGCCGCUACCCCGGUUCCUCUUCAUCUCUGUCAACGGAUUCACUGGAUUUGACACAAUCGGACGAUGACACAGUCAACGAGGAAGACAUUGUCAAAUUCAUGAUCUUCGUACUCCUGAUGCUGAACCGGCGUCGGUCCAAGAACCGCGGCUAUGACGAGCAGCUGCUGAAAACCGGCUUCUUCACACCCUCGGCACCAUCGAGCUUGAAGCGCACCGCUGCUCAGGACUCUGAACGCUACGUGGCCUCUGGCCAGUCCCAUUGCGGCCUGGUGGUUCGUGGCAAGGCCUACACCUGGGGUCGAGCUCAGUUCGGCAGAUUGGGCCACCGGGAGAGCCACAAGGAGAUCCUGGGUGUCACGUGUGUCGAGGUGCUCGACAACCUGCGGGUCAAGGUGUCACAGGUGGCGUGCGGCACCCACCACACCCUCUUCAACACCGACGCAGGCGUGUUUUCGUGUGGUUCAUCGCGCUACGGCCAGCUGGGCCUGGGCGACCUGCAGAGAACCUGGGUGCCACACCUAGUCGACACCCUCGCUGGCAGAGAAGUAAUCAAGGUGGCCGCAGGACUCUACCAUUCGCUGGCAGUCACCAAGGAUGGCAGCCUGUUCACCUGGGGCUGGGGAGUACAUGGCCAGCUCGGCCACGGCGGCUGUGCUGAUGAGAGGCAGCCUCGAGAAGUGGCCAGCCUGGUUGACCACAAGGUCGUCGAUGCCUACGGAGGCUGCGGUCACUCGGUUGCCUUGACCUCCGAGGGUGUGGUGUUCACUUUUGGGUGCAACCUGUUUGGCCAACUGGGCCUGGGCCGGUCGCCCAAGAAGAGUAGCCCCCAGCGAGUCGACCUGGGCGAGCCAGUGCGCCUGCUCUGCUCGGGCUUCUUCCAAGUGCUGGCACUGCUGUCAUCGGGGCGUCUGCUGACUUGGGGAGCCAACCCACAGAGCCUGCGGCUGCAGGCGCAGUCGUCACGUCGGUCGCGCCUCCAGGCAGUGGUGGCGCAGAACGAGCUGCUCUCCUCGCUCGCAGGGGGACCCCACGGGGGCAACCUGCGGCACCCGGCCUCGGCAGCUGCUGCCGGAGCCCUCCCUACUGCUGGCGCCAGCCCCAGCCCCAUGGCGCAGGCCCUGCUCCAUGGCCACCAGCGCCACCUGUCGCCCACCGAAGUUGACCUGUCGGCAGUCCGGGGCCCCGUGGUGGGCAUGGCCUGCGGCUCCAACCACGCGCUCUUGCUCACCCGUGACGGGGAAAUCUUUGCCUGGGGCCGCAACACUGAGGGGCAGCUUGGACUGGGAAAUCGCAAGGACCAGAAAAGCCCGCAGCUGGUGUCGCACCUGUCCCAGCGCAGCAAGGUGGCGCAGGUGUCGUGCGGCCGAGACUUCAGCCUGGCCCUGGACACCCAGGGCAAGCUCUGGGCCUGGGGACAGAACGAAGGAGGACAGCUGGCGUGCAAGGUACCAACUGAGGAGAGCUCGGUGCGCCACCUGCGGGUGCUGUCGAGCCGCCUGAUCACCAUCCGCACCAGCCGCUGCCUCAUCACCAUUCCCCAGGGGCAACGCACGGGCGAGGUGCGCCCCAUUGAGGUCACCGCCCUGCCUCCAGAGAUCACCCGGCCGCCCCCAGAAGACCUCGAGCAGUCGUUGCGACAAAAGGCCUUCCAGAAUGCAUACCUGAACCGUUCUACGCCUACCUUUGACCUGGGGUCUCUUGAUGAUCCGCCCUAUGGACCUGUAGCCCUGCACACUGCCCUGGAGGCAUUCCGAGGCAGCUACGAUCCAACCUCGGUUGUCAGCUACUGUCAACGCUUCUCGGACUUCCAGGCCGCUGCGAAGGUUUCGCUGCUCGAGGGACAGUUUGCCCAGGCCUUGCAGUACCAGCUCCAGGCUCUCAUGUUUGACCCUAGGUUGACCCGUGAGUUCCUGACAACAAAUGCGGUGGAGGCCGUCACCUACUACUUGGGGCUCAUUGACAAGGAGAACAGUGAAGCCAACUUUGGAUUUUUCGAAAACAUGGUGAGCUUUUGGCAAGAGGAAGAGCUUCCUGUGAAACCUCUGGAGAAACUGUUCCAGUCCCACCUUCCAGACAUUGGCUACUCACUUGGCCUGGUCCUGUUCAGCAAUGAACGAGAGGUGGUGUCCCAGUUCGUGUCGCGCCUGUCGACCGGGCUGUGCUUGUCGCUGGCAGCUGCCAUGCGCGAGCGGGUCACCUCGGGCCAUCCCCACGGGGAGCUGAUCGGAGUGCUGCUCGAGAAGUCGGGCACAGCGGCCCUGGCCGCCCAGAUCCGUCUGGUGGACGAGAGUGCCGGAUGGGAGCCGGCUGUGCCCCCACAGCGCCUCUGGGAGCAGCUGGUGCGGAGCCUCGGACAUGGCAUCCGGCGCAAGGCAGCACUCAGGCUCUCAGCCUCCGAGGUGGCACGGCUGACGCAAACGUUGCUGGCCGAACAGGCUGCCAAGGCCAGCUCUUCCCCAACAGACAAAUUGGUCGGCAAUGCCCUGGUCUUUUCCUGUGGUCACAACACAACAGCCACAGCGUUCCACGAGACAGCCAUGCCAGAGCUGGAGGACUCCCUGCUGAGGCGGCUGCAGCGACCUCUGCCGCUGACGGCCAAGCUGCUUGCUCGCGGCUACGCAAUGCCGGGAGUGAUUCCGUUUGCGUGUCCACGGUGUGUUGUUAACGAGAUACGUGCCAACUGGUGAAUGAGCGUGAUGGUCUCACAAGAUGUUGCACCUCCUUACGAUGGUUCUCAGCUGAGCUAGUUGCCGUGGGAGAACAAACUAAACUAGGAGGACGCAUUAUGUAAACCUUAGCGAGCCGUUCCCCUCACUUUUCCCCUUCCAGUAUCGGCCCAACACGUGACCUUUGAGACACAGUGUAUUGGCCGAGAAUGUUCUGUCCCGGUAGAUUGUAUUUGAUGCACAUUUGCUCAGCUGCCCUGCAGAGCGGGAGGGACUACUGCUCGGCUCCCCGACACGAUGAUCACUUGUUGGGCUGACACGUUCGACUUCAAUCAUGUUGCACAAUGUUCUGUCCUAAUUCUUUAUUUUUUUUCUAUCCUAGUUGGCAUUGCACUUUCCGGAAAGUCAGCAGUGCAUAAUCUCUCUAUUUUUUUUUUUAUGUUGUCGAAAUCAUUAUCCGCUGAAUUUCAGGAAAGGUUGUAACUCUGUUUUGAUGAACCUUGUUAAUACCUAAGGUCUGUCAGCCAAGGAAUGCAUCGAAAUAGUUUGCAUCCACUUAGCAUCAAAUAGUCGCCGCGUCAAAGACUAGUCCCCUUGUCGAAAUGUUGACUUCAGUCUGACACAUCCCUUGUUGACAACUGUGGAUCACUUAGCAUUCCAAGCUUUCUGUCAUGUUAUGCAAAUUACGCCAAAGAACUGGUUUCCAAAGCCGUUUAUGUGACCAGUGGCAUACAGAUGUAUCUGUCAUAGACCAACAAAGAGCAUGAAACUCACUGAAAAUCUAAGCCCACAAGUGACACCUGAUGGUUUUGUGGUGGCAUUUGUUUGGUAGCACCAUGCAUGCCUUCAGAUUUGGGCCCCAUAAGCAGAGAAAGAAAUUCUUUUCUUGUUGGCAUUUUGUUUCGCCAAGAAAACGAGAUGCACGCUGAGUAAGUCAAAAGGCCUGGUCAGGUGGCUUCCUGAACUUGCAAACUAUUAGCCAAGCAUCUUGAGCUGUGGUUGUGAGACUUGUGUAAAUACCCUUGACCACAGUCACACUGUACUUUGUUGGUACUGGCUGUGCUUCCGUGGUACAGCAAAGGAAAUGACAUUCAGACAGUGUCUCAGUAAGUGCACUGAGGAUGCUGAGCUUUAUCUUACGCGGGAACAACACAUCUGUCAUGUCUGUCUGCAAUAUGUCAGUCAUGCAGACAUGUCAGUAGCUGACGGCUCUGAUGACAUUGAAACUAUGUGCUUAUGACUGCCAGCGUUCAUUGCAGUCUCUUCAUGAGCAUGCAAUCACCAUUUGACUGUGAUGCCUCUCGUGGCACGGGUAGCUGCGCAAGGAGAAAAAGACAAAGAUACCCCCCCCCCCCCUCCCUCUUCAUGCUUUACCGAGCUCACAUGGACAGGGCAGAGGCUUUCAACAUCUGGUUGGUCUUCUGUAGGGAUCACAAUUGAAUAUGGCAGGCAAGUCAUUCAGAAGGGUAUCGUUUGUGCAGUUGACUAACGUGCGCAAGUUUUGUGUUCCUUAAUUUCUGGUUAGACAUUCUUGGACGGCUCCAUUGGAGGCGCUUGCCAACUUUGCAUCUAGCUAGUGUGGAGCUAAGGUGAGUCACUGAAGGCACUGAGCAGAAGGUUAGGCCCUCCUUCUGGUAGCACCUGUGUGCCUGGACAAACGGCCUGACUGGGAACACCCCCUGUUCGCAUUCAACAGUUCGUAGCAGCUUAAUAUCUAUGCCUAACAGAAAAGUUCCACGUGGUGUUAGUACCAGUCAGCAAGCAAGCUACAUUAUGAGUGUUCACGCAUCGAGUUUAAAACCGUGUGUCAUGACAGAUUGUUGCUCUAAAGCUCGACAUUUUCUGUCGUAUGGCUCAUGGCUGUACGGAGUCAGAGAAGUUGGGUUGGGAAAUGAGUGUGUUGCCUCAAACAGAGCACAAAGACAAAAGGCUUAAGAAGGAGCUUUAGCUCUGGGCCAACUCCAAUGCCGCCUCUUCACAUAAUGUGCACCUGGCGUCAACAGUUUAGGGACCACGGGAUCUCCAAAAACAUUCUAUUCCCGAGUAGGCUGUGGCAGCAGCCAGUAAAAUUGUAUAUGGCAAUGUUGUCAGCAUAUUCUAGUGGAGGCCUGAAAUGCAAAUGCCAGACUACGUUGUGAGGUUGAGGAGAUAUUCAGCAUUUCCUCAGAUCUUAUGCCCUGCAAUAUUUUGUCGCCGGGUGUACAUAUAAAACUCGAAAAUGCUUUUAUGAAGCAACUCCUGCAUAGGUUUGUAUGAUAUUUGCUGCAUUUUCAAACAAAAGUUAGAUGCAGUGACUGUAGGAAGUCGAAUUUCAAAAAAGAUCAGCAAAGAUCGUAUGCAAAAAAAAAUAAAAAUAACAUAGAAGGCCGUAGUUUACAGACCAAUAACUCUGCACCAAAAACGGAUAUCACAGCUCUGUAAACUGCAUCUGUUAGGGCAUGUGAAGAAGACAAAUCUUAUAUUUCAAUUUCUUUAGCCCCCAAGCUAAAGCUUCCUCUUAAAGGGGACAACUGAGUCUGUCAAUAUUGCAUUCCAUUGCAGUGCUCUUGGGAAAAUAUUAUUUACAGUGCGUUCCUGAAGGGCCUGCUCUGCAUAUGUUGUGUCCAGCAAGUUGUCACCUUCCAGCAAGAGAUGUGCCUCUCCUCUAUAUCUACUGCAACACAUCUCCUUUUUUAAUGUGUUAG